AUGGAGCCCCUCACAGAGCUCAGCCAGGAGGGCGCGGGCGGCGGGGAGCCGCCGGGCGGCGGGCCGCUCUGGACCGCCGUCUUCGAGUACGAGGCGUGCGGCGAGGACGAGCUGAGCCUGCGGCCGGGGGACGUGGUGCAGGUGCUGUCCCGGGACUCGCACGUGUCCGGCGACGAGGGCUGGUGGACGGGCAAGAUCGACCAGCGCGUCGGCAUCUUCCCCAGCAACUACGUGAGCAGCGGCGUGCAGGGGGGCGGCCCGGAGCUGCGGGCCCGCUACCCGCCGCCCCCCGCCAUACAGCUCCUGGAGAUCGACUUCUCAGAGCUUGUUCUGGAGGAAAUCAUUGGCAUAGGGGGCUUCGGAAAAGUGUAUCGAGCUGUAUGGAUAGGAGAUGAGGUUGCUGUCAAGGCAGCUCGCUAUGACCCUGAUGAGGACAUCAGCCAGACCAUUGAGAAUGUCCGCCAAGAGGCCAAGCUCUUUGCAAUGUUAAAGCAUCCCAACAUCAUUGCCCUCAGGGGUGUGUGUUUGAAGGAACCUAAUCUUUGCUUGAUCAUGGAGUUUGCCCGUGGAGGAUCGCUGAAUAGAGUGUUGUCUGGUAAAAGGAUACCUCCUGACAUAUUAGUGAACUGGGCAGUACAGAUUGCGAGGGGAAUGAACUACCUGCACGAGGAAGCAAUUGUUCCCAUAAUUCACCGUGACCUGAAGUCCAGCAACAUACUGAUACUCGAAAAGGUGGAAAAUGGAGAUCUGAGCAACAAGAUAUUGAAGAUCACGGAUUUCGGCUUGGCCAGGGAAUGGCAUAAAACUACCAAAAUGAGCGCAGCUGGGACAUAUGCCUGGAUGGCUCCUGAGGUCAUCCGCUCCUCCAUGUUCUCCAAAGGCAGCGAUGUGUGGAGUUACGGCGUGCUGCUUUGGGAAUUGCUAACAGGAGAAGUACCCUUCCGAGGAAUUGAUGGUCUUGCAGUAGCAUAUGGUGUUGCCAUGAAUAAACUUGCCCUUCCAAUCCCUUCCACGUGUCCAGAGCCUUUUGCCAAACUCAUGGAAGAUUGUUGGAACCCUGACCCACACUCACGACCUUCCUUUGCCAGUAUCCUAGACCAUCUCACUGCCAUAGAAGAGUCUGGUUUCUUUGAAAUGCCCAAAGAUUCCUUCCACUCCCUGCAGGAAGACUGGAAACAAGAGAUCCAAGAGAUGUUUGAUCAGCUCAGAGCCAAAGAAAAGGAGCUGCGCACAUGGGAAGAAGAGCUGACGCGUGCUGCUGUUGAACAGAAGAACCAUGAGGAGUUGCUACGAAGGCGGGAACAGGAGCUGGCAGAACGUGAGAUUGACAUCCUAGAAAGGGAGCUCAACAUCAUCAUCCACCAGCUGUGUCAGGAGAAGCCUCGGGUGAAGAAACGCAUGGGGAAGUUCAAGAGGAACAGGCUCAAGUUAAAAGAUGGCAAUCAUAUCAGCCUGCCUUCAGACUUCCAGCAUAAAUUCACUGUGCAGGCUUCUCCAACGAUGGAUAAAAGGAAAAGCUUGAUCAGUAGCUGCUCCAGCCCUCCAGCAAGUCCUACCAUUAUUCCCAGACUCAGGGCCAUACAGUUGACUCCUGCUGAAAGCAGUAAAACGUGGGGACGAAGCUCAGUCCUUCCAAAGGAGGAAGGAGAGGAAGAAGAGAAGAGAGGACAGAAGAAAAAGGGACGCACUUGGGGGCCAAGCUCACUUUGUCACAAGGAGCUAGGUGCAGGAGAAGAUGGUCUGAAAGCUCUGGUAGAAGGAUACAAACAGUGGUCGUCCAGUGCACCAAACCUCGGGAAGAUCCAGAGAACUGUGCCUGCUUUUCCAGGAUUCACCAGCUUAGCGGAGAUGGAUGAUGAAGACAGUGAAUGUCUUAAUGGGGAGGGCAAAGUGCACCCUUCACCUGGGCACAAUCAGUCAUACCUCUGCAUCCCAUUUCAGAAGAAUGAAGACUGGGAUGGCCCUUCUAGUGAUGCCAAUGAGGAGUCCACCCCUGUGAACUCUGCUACUAGUACCCCACAGCUGACACCCACCAACAGCCUCAAACGUAGUGGCUCCCACCACAAGCGAUGUGAGGUUGCAUUGCUUGGCUGUGGAGCAGUGCUGGCUGCUGCAGGCCUGGGUUUUGAUCUGUUAGAAGCAGGGAAGUGUCAGCUGCUGAUUGAGGAGGAGCCAGAGGCGCCUAAGGAAGAGAAAAAGAAGCGUGACAGCAUUUUCCAGCGAGCUGGACGCCCACGCAGGAGCACUAGUCCACCUUCCCGAAAGAUCUUCAAGAAAGAGGAUCCCAUGUUGUUGCUAGGCGAGCCAUCCACAUCCCUCACCCUUCUUUCCCUGUCUUCCAUUUCCGAAUGUAAUUCCACCCGGUCCCUGCUGCGCUCAGACAGUGAUGAGAUUGUGGUGUAUGAAAUGCCUGUGAGCCCAGUGACAGUCAAGGCUCCCUUGCCAGCCAUUACCAACCCACUAGUCAAUGUCCAGAUCGAGAGGUUCAAGCAAGACCCCAACCAGUCCCUGACUCCCACACAUGUGACGGUCUCUUCCCACACCCAGCAAAGCGGGCACAGGCGCACACCUUCUGAUGGGGCCAUCAAAGGGAGUGGACUAGUUGUCAAUGGGUGCCCAACCAGUGGAUGCCCUUCCAGUAGCUGUUUAACUGGAGCACUGGGAGCAGGUGUAUUAAAAACACCUAGUCCAAGUAGAGAUCCCAAUGAGGUCCCUCGCCUGCCAGACCCCAACCUUGUUUUUCCUCCAACCCCGAGACGAUGGAAUGCACAGCAGGACCCCACACUGGAAAGACCCAAGACAUUGGAGUUCCUGCCCCGGCCACGUCCUGCAGCCAGUCGGCAGCGGCUUGAUCCCUGGUGGUUUGUGUCACCCAGCAACGCCAAGGGUGAAUCUUCUGCCAACAGUUCAAGUACUGAUACUCCAAGCAAUCUGGACUCUUGUUUUGCUAGUAGCAGCAGCACUGUAGAAGAGAGACCUGGACUGCCUGCACUGCUUCCUUUCCAGGUGGGUCUUCCUGUAGAGGAGCGGACACUGUUGGACAUAGAUGCUGAGGGGCAGAGCCAGGACAGCACCAUUCCGCUAUGCAGAAGUGAACUUAACACACACAAAGCUGCAGCAUAUGAACUCAAGCAAGAAUUCUGGUCUUAG
Molecule: messenger RNA, 3150 nt
Organism: Gavia stellata (red-throated loon)
Lineage: Eukaryota; Metazoa; Chordata; Aves; Gaviiformes; Gaviidae
Gene: MAP3K9
Product: mitogen-activated protein kinase kinase kinase 9
Exons: 11
Coding region: 1-3150 (1049 amino acids)
Biological process (GO): protein phosphorylation
Molecular function (GO): JUN kinase kinase kinase activity; ATP binding; protein binding
Source: RefSeq, a predicted model, not a curated record